Molecule: messenger RNA, 1337 nt
Organism: Exserohilum turcica Et28A
Lineage: Eukaryota; Fungi; Ascomycota; Dothideomycetes; Pleosporales; Pleosporaceae
Product: glycoside hydrolase family 18 protein
Exons: 3
Coding region: 1-1296 (431 amino acids)
Biological process (GO): chitin catabolic process; carbohydrate metabolic process
Cellular component (GO): extracellular region
Molecular function (GO): chitin binding; chitinase activity
Source: RefSeq, a predicted model, not a curated record
AUGCGGACCAUCAACUUGCUUGUCGGAGUAACAUCUCUACUCCAAUCUUCUGCAAUUGUUCAGGCUUUUCCAAUUGCACAGGCCAACAGCAACAGCACUAUGCCUGCCGCUACAUCCGGCUACAAGAAUGUUGCGUACUUUGUCAACUGGGCCAUUUAUGGGCGCAACUACAAUCCACAGGAUCUCCCAGCCGAAGAACUGACCCAUGUUCUCUACGCCUUUGCUGAUGUCCGGGAUACUGGCGAGGUUUUCCUGACCGAUUCUUGGUCUGAUACCGACAAGCACUAUGCCAAUGACUCGUGGAACGAUGUGGGAAACAACGUCUACGGGUGCGUCAAGCAGCUGUUCCUGCAGAAGAAGCGCAACCGCAAUCUCAAGGUCCUCUUGUCCAUUGGUGGAUGGACCUACUCUUCUCAUUUCGUGGUGCCUGCUUCUACUCCAGAGGGGCGAGCAAAGUUUGCGAGCAGCGCCGUUGCCAUCUUAGCCAACGUCGGAUUCGACGGCCUCGACAUUGACUGGGAAUAUCCUGCAGAUGCAACACAGGCAAACAACAUGGUGCUUCUCCUAGCAGCCGUCCGCCAGGCACUCAACGACUACUCCAACGCGUACGCCAACGGCCAACACCUUUUGCUGACGGUUGCGUCUCCUGCGGGUCCCACACACUACAACACAAUGAAGCUCGCGGCCAUGGACCAGUACCUUGAUUUCUGGAACCUGAUGGCCUACGACUACGCUGGUUCCUGGGACAGCUACGCCGGCCAACUCGCCAACUGGGCCCCCUCUGCCUCAAACACAAACAGCACCCCCUUCAGCACCGUCAAGGCGAUCACCGAUUACGUAGCCGCCGGCGUGCCUGCCUCAAAAAUCGUCCUUGGAAUGCCGCUCUACGGCCGCUCCUUUGCCAACACAGCCGGCCCCGGCACUCCCUUCCAGGGCGUCGGCCAGGGCACGUGGGAAACCGGCGUCUACGACUACAAGGCCCUGCCGCAGGCUGGUGCCCAGAUCUACACCGACAUGCAGAUUACCGCCAGCUGGACCUAUGACAGCAACAGCAAGCUCAUGAUUAGCUACGACACGCCUGAGAUCAUUGCGCGAAAGUCACAGCUCAUCAUCCAGAAUGGGCUUGGCGGCGGCAUGUGGUGGGAGAGCUCAAGCGACAAGAAGGGAAGUGACAGUUUGAUUUCCACUUAUGUUAAUGGCGUCGGCGGCAUUGGCGCCCUCGAACAAUCUCCCAAUCUCCUCAGCUACCCCCAGAGCAAAUAUGAUAAUCUGCGCGCGGGAUUACCCAACAACUAAGUGAGAAUCCCUCACUUACUUUACGCCCCUUGGCUCUCUUU